CUUUUCCUGUUACCUGAACAGGUGGCCCAGUUAAACAUGCCCCUGUUGUGUUGGUUAUCCAUUGCUACUCCAGUAUAAAUAACCCGGCUGGCAGGUAGGAGUACCCUGCAGUCCUGACCUGGUUAAGGAGCUCGUGGCUGCCAUUUCCUAGAGCCAACAGCAUGAGUCAUGACUUUGUCACAUGCUUUUCUAUGGCCCAUCUCCAUAGUGUUCCUUUUUCCCUUGAAGGCUCAUACAGCCUAACUCCGUGUCCCUCUGUGGGGACUUCCUUCCAGGUCCCUUUUGUGGCAGAGUUCACACAUGACCAAUAUUUAAGACUACUACCUUUCCCCAUAGUCUUUGUUGUUGGUUUUUUUGGUCCUCUAACAACUUGUCCAUAGGCUGUCACUAUCUGGGGCCAUCUGCAAAGAGAAUCACAGUUUGUUUUCCUGUGUAGGCUGUUCCCUCACAGCAUGAUGAACUUUGUGGGAUGAUCCCUGGCUGGCUGGUUUCCAAGAAGUGUCACCUGUGGGAGACCCAGGAUGAGAAGACUGACAGAAGAAGCAACUAGCUGAAGAGCCGUAAAAUGCCCAAACCUGGGCUCCCAAAGCCAGCUCAGAGUGAGAGUUCUGACAGUGACAGCAAUAUGGUAGAGAGACCAUGUGGAAGAAAGAGUAAAGACAAGAUUGCAUCUUACAGCAAAACUUCAAAAAUUGACCGAAGUGAUACGGGCAAGGAGAUGAAAGAGAGGCCAUCCAUGAAACGGAAACUGCCCUUCACCAUUAGCCCGUCAAGAAACGAAGAGCGAGGUUCAGACACAGAUUCAGACCCAGGACAUACAAGUGAGAACUGGGGGGAGAGACUUGUCUCUUCUUACAGGACGUACGCAGAGAAAGAAGGUCCAGAAAAGAAGAAAACCAAAAAAGAAACUGGAAGUAAGAAAUCCACCCCUGUUAGCAUCCUUUUUGGUUACCCACUCUCUGAACGGAAGCAGAUGGCACUUGUAAUGCAGAUGACAGCGAGGGACAACAGUCCAGACUCCACACCAAGUCAUCCCUCACAAGCAACCCCAGCCCAGAAGAGGACGCCCAGUUCUUCAUCUCGACAAAAAGAUAAAAUCAAUAAAAGAAAUGAGCGUGGUGAAACUCCUUUACACAUGGCUGCUAUUCGAGGAGACGUGAAGCAAGUCAAAGAAUUAAUAAGUUUAGGGGCGGAUGUGAAUGUGAAAGACUUUGCAGGUUGGACACCUUUACAUGAAGCGUGCAAUGUUGGAUAUUAUGAUGUUGCUAAAAUACUGAUAGCAGCAGGAGCAGAUGUUAACACACAAGGAUUAGAUGAUGACACCCCCCUCCAUGACUCUGCCAGCAGUGGGCAUAGAGACAUAGUGAAGCUGUUGCUUCGUCAUGGUGGGAACCCAUUCCAAGCUAACAAGCAUGGAGAGCGCCCCGUGGACGUGGCAGAGACAGAGGAGUUGGAGUUGCUGCUAAAAAGAGAGGUGCCUUUGUCUGGCGACGAUGAAAGUUACACAGAUUCAGAAGAAGCUCAUUCUGUAAAUCCUUCUAGUGUUGAUGAAAAUAUUGACUCAGAACCAGAGAAAGACCCUUUCGUCUGUGAAAGUAAAGUUCUCCCAAGUAAAGCCCCACUCCCAUCUGCUCUGGAUGAGUACGAGUUCAAAGACGAUGACGAAGAAGACAUAAGUCAGAUGAUGGAUGACAGGCAUAUUCUUAGAAGAGAACAACGAAAAGAGAAUGAGUCAGAAGCAGAAAAAAGUGGUUUGUUUGCAAAACAGGAGAAAGCCUUCUAUUCUAAGUCAUUUAAAACUAAGAAGCAGAAGCCAUCGAGGGUUCUGUAUUCCAGCACAGACAGUUCUGAUGAAGACCUUCUUCAGGGCAGCAAAAGGACUUCUGCUGCAUGCUCUGUCCCCGAACCAUCAAAUACUGACACGCAAGCCAGAAGAGAAUAUGAAUAUAAACAGAAAGGCAAAGUGAAAAGGAAAUUAAAAAAUCAGAAUAAAAACAAGGAGAACCAAGAGCUGAAACAAGAGAAAGAGGGGAAGGAAAACAGCAGAGUAACAAACUUGACAGUUAAUACUGCACUGGAUUGUUCAGAGAAAACCAGAGAUGAGGGCAGUUUUAGGAAAUCUUUUAGCCCAAAAGAUGAUACUUCCUUACACUUAUUCCAUAUUUCCACUGGCAAAUCUCCCAAGCACUCUUGUGGGUUAAGUGAAAAGCAGUCCACACCACUAAAGCAAGAACAUAUGAAAGCGUGCAUAUCUCCAGGGAGCUCUGAACUGUCGCUGCAGCCUGAUCUUGCUCGGUACGAUAGUAUGGAGCCUGAAUUCUUGCCAGAAAGCUCAAACGUAAAAUCCUAUAAGCAUAAGGAAAAAAACAAACAUCAGAAAGAUUUCCACCUAGAAUUUGGUGAAAAAUCAAAUGCCAAAAUGAAAGAUGAGGAUCACAAUCCAACAUUUGAAAACUCAGAGUGCACACUGAAAAAGAUGGAUAAGGAGGGCAAGACCCUGAAAAAACACAAACUGAAGCAUAAAGAGAGGGAGAAAGAAAAGCACAGGAAGGAAGCUGACGGCGAGAAGGAGAAGCACAAAGGCAAGGACAGCGCCCGAGAGCUUCAGAGGAGUGUCGAGUUCGACAGAGAGUUCUGGAAAGAGAAUUUUUUCAAAAGCGAUGAAACUGAAGAUCUCUUUUUAAAUAUGGAACAUGAGUCCCUAACAGAAAAAAAGUCAAAGCUGGAAAAAAGCAUGAAAGAUGACAAAUCAAGUAAGGAAAAGCACGCCUCAAAAGAGAGGGGCUUUAAGGAAGAGCGGGAGAAGACUAAAAAGGAAAAUGAAAAAUCUCUUAGGGAAGAGAAGUUGAAAGAAGAAAGGGACAGUGUGUCCACAGAGAGAGAAGCCGAGUGUAGUUCUGUGGGUGUCACUGUAAACCAGGAGUCUGCCGGGCCACAUUCAGCGGAAAAGGAAAUGGACAUUGAGAAACAAGAAAAGCAUACGAAAGAAAGGGAAAAAUCUGACAGACGAUUCCAAACUAAGGAAAAAGAGGUUGACAAGAUGGAAAGAAAACUUUCAGAAAAAGAAAAGAAGAUAAGACAUGACCAUAAGUCAGAAAAGGAGAAAUGGGACUUUAGUGAAUGUGUUGACAGAAUAAAAGAAAAGGAGAAGCUGUGUUUAUACCAGACAGAAAGGUGUCAGAAAGAGGGGGAGAGGAUGAAAAGCACGAUUAAAAAAGCUGAUGACAGAGAGAGGAACAGAGAAAAGAUGGAUAGAAAGCAUGACAAAGAAAGGCCCGAAAAAGAGAGAUGUUUAGCAGAAAGCAAAGAAAAGCACUUGGAGAAAAAAAAGUCUGAUAAUAGUGAGUAUGCUAAGUCAGAAAAGGCCAGAAACAAAGACAGGGAAGGAGAGAAGAAGGAGAAAUUCAGAGAUAAAGAAAGUAUAAACGUAACUAACUCCAGACACUUACAAGAAGAGAAAAGGUCAAGUAUAGGAGACAGUAAAAUCCAGCAUGAGAAAACUGUGUGUCUUAAAGAAAAGGCAAGGGAUGAACCUUUGAAGACUCCUGAUGGCAAAGAGAAAGAUAAAAAAGAUAUAGACAGAUACAAAGAACGAGACAAACGUAAAGAAAAAAUCCAACUAAACACUCUAAUCAAACUAAAGUCUGAGACAGAUAAGCCUAAACCUAAAUCAUCACCAGCCUCAAAAGACACUCGCCCUAAAGAAAAGCGGUUAGUAAAUGAUGACUUAAUGCAGACAAGCUUUGAACGAAUGCUCAGCCUUAAAGACCUAGAGAUAGAACAGUGGCACAAAAAACAUAAGGAAAAAAUUAAACAAAAAGAAAAGGAACGAUUAAGAAAUCGUACUUGUUUAGAGCUUAAAGUAAAAGAUAAAGACAAAACAAAGCAUACAACUAAUGAAUCAAAAAAUAAAGAAUUUAGUAGGUCAAGAAGUUCAGAAUUGACUGAUGUUUUUAACAAGGAGAAACACUCUAAAGAUGUUGGAAGUAAUAGAUCACAAUCUGUUGACACCAAGAACGUACUGAAUUUAGGGAAGUCAUCCUUUAUUUCAGAGAACACCUCGAACCGCUCUCCUAGGUCCGAAAGUGAGAGGCUGGGCCUGAGCUCUAGAUCUGUGUCCAUGAUUUCUGUUGCUAGUUCAGAAGACUCUUGCCACACGGUGACAACCCCCCGGCCUCCUGUUGAAUAUGACUCUGACUUUAUGUUGGAGGGCUCAGAAUCUCAAUUGUCAUUUUCCCAGUCACCUUUUCUGCCAAAUGCCAAAUCUCCAGCCCUUUAUGAAAGGGAGCUGGAGAGCCUUGCUGACCUGCCGGAACGACUUAAACCACCAUGUACAAAUAGAGUUCCAGUGUGCCAUCUCAGGUCGUCUUCUGUGGAAGAUGUUAAACUAAUUCCUAAUGAGGUACGGCCUGCUGUAGAGAUCAGAAGAUGUAGCAUGCCCUCAGUCAUUUGUGAACCCACGAAACAUUUCCAGAUACCAGAAGAAAACACCCAAGGUAGCAUAGCUGUGCCACGAGAGACCUGCCCUUCUCCUAACUCUGCAGUGUCUUCAGCAGUGCCGGAGAGAGGGCUGCCACCUGGGUCUGACUUCCACCCCAACUUGACAGGCUCUCCAGCUAUGUCUGUAAGCAACAGGCACAUUGCAUCUGAUACAAACGUCAUCAAGAGUGUCGGUCUUGCGGGCACUUUAAUGGACAGUCCGGUGCACUUAGAACCAUCUAAUCAGGUUGGAGUGAUCCAGAACAAAUCAUGGGAGAUGCCUGCUGAUAAACUGGAGUCUUUAAGCACCAAUGACUUUAUCUGCCCAGACCCUAGUACAUCUGAUCAAGAUUCCUCUGCUCAAAGUUUCUGUAACUCGGAAAACAAAAGGUUAAGAGAACAAAAUACUGAUUGCCUAUCCUCACACCAGACUGAAAUGCCAGGAAACUCGUGCACUCAGGAUCCAGCAUCCUUUCUGUCCUCACUGCAACCCUGCUCCUUUUCCAACGAGGCACAUUCAGAUGCUGAGUCUGCUUCUAAAUCUGUGUCUUUGUCAUAUGGUGCCAGUCAAGACACAGGUAUUUUACAAGAGAGAAAUGCAGGUCCUGUGAUUAGCUCUGUUUUAGAUAGCGAUAAUAACUUUACAAAGGAUGUGGAAAAUACGUUUGUCCUAGCAGAUAUUCAGAAGACGAAUUCUUUUGUACCUGUUUACUCUGAAAACCCUGUUGAAGAAACACUCCCAAGCUUUGAGAAGGCAAGCACUGUGCUUGUAUUGCCCUCGGGAAAGGACCUCAGUGGAAGCGACACUGCUGCUCAGGUCAGCACGCAGUAUGCCUUUAGCAAGCUCACUCACAAGUCUUCCAGUAGCCAUGAAGUCGAGAAGAGCAUGGAUGAUACUCAAGUUGUCUCACAUGAGAAAGAAAGCAAACUGCAGGGUUUGGUCUUGACUCAGUUGAGUAAAUGUGACUCCGAUUUGUACGGAAUGAAUGCAGGGGUGUCCAAAGGAAGCCUAAGUGACCAGGACGCUGCAAAACAUGGCCAUAGUGGUGAAAAGUACUUGUUCCCCGUUGAAGACGAGGAAUCCCAGCAGAGCCCUUUGUCAAGUGUGGACAGCCAUUCGCAGCCCUCAGCUCAGCCGGAGAUGCACAAAUACGACCAGCUCACUAAAGGAGAGUUAGAAGAAAGUGCUGAAGAUGAUAAAACUGAGAACCAGCUCCCCCAAAGACUGACUAGAAACAAAGUGAGCACAGUGGUCGGUCAGAGUAAGCAGAUUCUUGCUGGCUGUACACUCUUGCCAGAAAAAGACAGUGACUCCUCCCCAAGGGGAAGAAUAAGGCUCACUGAAGAUGACGACCCUCAGAUUCACCAUCCACGGAAGAGGAAAGUGUCCCGGGUCCCUCAGCCUGUGCAAGUGAGCCCCUCUUUACUUCAGGCAAAGGAGAAAACUCAGCAAUCUCUUGCAGCCAUCGUAGAUUCUCUGAAACUAGAUGAGAUUCAACCGUACAGUUCUGAGAGAGCAAAUCCAUAUUUUGAAUAUCUGCACAUCAGGAAAAAAAUUGAAGAGAAGCGCAAGUUACUAUGUAGCGUUAUCCCUCAAGCUCCUCAGUAUUAUGACGAGUAUGUAACAUUUAAUGGAUCAUAUCUCCUGGAUGGAAACCCCUUAAGCAAGAUUUGUAUUCCUACAAUUACACCACCACCUUCGCUGUCAGAUCCACUUAAAGAGCUCUUUCGGCAACAGGAAGUAGUAAGAAUGAAACUACGUUUGCAGCAUAGUAUCGAAAGGGAAAAACUUAUUGUAUCCAAUGAACAAGAAGUUCUGCGAGUUCAUUACAGAGCUGCAAGAACACUGGCAAAUCAAACGCUGCCGUUCAGUGCUUGCACCGUCUUACUGGACGCAGAAGUGUACAAUGUGCCCUUGGACUCCCAGUCUGAUGACAGUAAAACUUCUGUGAGAGAUCGAUUUAAUGCAAGACAGUUCAUGUCCUGGUUACAAGAUGUGGAUGAUAAAUUUGACAAACUGAAGACCUGUCUUUUAAUGCGGCAGCAACACGAAGCUGCAGCUUUAAACGCCGUCCAGAGACUCGAAUGGCAGCUCAAACUCCAGGAGCUCGACCCUGCCACCUACAAGUCCAUCAGUAUUUAUGAGAUCCAGGAAUUCUAUGUUCCCCUUGUUGAUGUUAAUGACGACUUUGAACUCACUCCUAUAUAGCAUUGGUAUUUGUGUUGGUAUCGUCUUACACUAACGAUACAAGCGUUAAACUGUGGAAUACUGCCUUUUAAGAAAAAAACUGAUAAUACGCCUUUACAGUUGUUAGUGAAGUUAGCUAAAGUUGGUUGUGUAGUGAACACUGUCAUUUUAUAAAAAUAAAGAAAAAUAUUUUGGAUCUUAGGUCCAAGUACAGUUUCUAGCAGAAAACUAUUAUUUAUAUUGAUCAAAGGUAACUAUUACAUUAGAACUCGUUGGCAAACUGAGUAGAACUUUAAAAAGUUAAGAAAAAUCUGUUAACAGCGCUGGAAGUUGUUAGCACUCUAACAAGAUAACCAACCACAAAUACUCAGAUCUCUUGCGGGUUUUAUUAAAAGUACAUGAGUAAACUCAAAGAUUCAAUUCCUACCAAAUAGUUUCUAAUGUGGAAGAAAACCUUGGCACAAAAUUCUUCAGUUUAUCUUAUCUGUAAAUUAAUUGUACAGUUUUCUUUUUUGAAAGUUUUAAUAUUGUCUUCCUUUUUAAUAACUUAUUUUAUAUAUAUUGUACAUCUUGUAAUUAAUGGUCAAUGUAUACAAGGGAACUGCCCUCAACCGUGUACAGAGAUGACUGUAAAACUGUUUGUUCUGUGGACCAAAGUUGUAGUUUUGGAGUGUACUAGCAGGUGUUCAGGUCGUGGAGCUUUAGUGGGCAUGCAUGUGUUUGGGUUAGCUUGCGUCCAUCCCAUAACUGUCAGAUUGGUGGCUUGGUUGUGUCGCAUGCUUUCUAUAAUUUAACUUUCUGUAACUGACGCCUGAGACAGUGAGACUUCUCAUCCCAGUUUCCUGCAAGAGAACCGGGCAUUUUUUAAUCUCUGUGGGACACACUGACAGAAUCAAUCAUCAGAGAAGCACUCGCUCUCUUUAUCUCCCUGGAGACGCCUGCUUCCCUCAGAACAGCAAACAAUGCCUUUGGAUGGAAAUUGUGAAAUUGUAAAUGUCUAUUUUAAUACUCAGCUAUGAAAGGAUCUGUGAAUAUGUGUAAAUAUGUUUAAUAAAUUUUAUUGGUUAUGUUAAAUCAUUGUAAACUUUCUUACAUUGCUUAAAUUUAAUCUUUUAAGCUUAAUAGCCUUUGCACUUUUAAAAUAAAAAUUGAAUGCUCAAAUCAAAAUAAGAUACUUGGUAGUCAGAAAGUAAAAGUCUUAGGAAUAUUCCAGUCCCUGAAAUGUUCAUGAAGAUUUUAUUAAUAUGUUGUAUUUUUCCUUGUAUCGAGAUGCAAAAUGUGUAAUUUGUAAAAUACCAUAAUUGAAAUAAGAUUUGGUAUGCUUUUUAUAGUAAAAUAAGGAGCAAUAUACGUAAAACAAUUUCUCCUAUGACACGAUGUAGAUUGGAUGAGAUGCAGACAAAACGUGCUGCUCAACCUGUGAAACAUUCAGAAAGGGAAAUUAGAUUAAUCUAUAUAGAUUAAACAUUUAUGAACCCUGCCACAACACUAAUACUAGAUAUUUCCUAUUUGGAUAAGGAAAGAUAAAAAAUGUGAAUUACAUGGUUGAAAUUCAGCUCACAAGUUGGAAAUCCCAACUAGCAAAAGAAAAUAUUUGGUUUUUCAGUGCAAAGGUACAUAUUAAGCUUAGAGAUUUUUGAAUUGUUACAUCAGUUUAUAUAUUCACUCUUACUGUACUGGCAUGCGCAAUACGGCAGCAGCACGUGAGAAAUAUCCAGUGCAAGGAGUUAAUGGAGGUGGAUGUCGUGUCCUUAGAAAUUUAGGGGAAAGACUUUGGCCUUUUCAUUUAAUUAAAUGGGGCCAGAAAGGCAGGGUAGACUUUGAAGCACUGGUUUUUGUUGAAGUUAUGUUUAUUAAGGCUGGGAACAUUGGAAGCUAAUUUAUAAAAGCAAUACUUUUUACUACAAAAACAACUUAACGCAAAGUUUGUUUAUUCUUUAUCCUAGAAAGGAAAUUUGAUGAGCUCAUGUGACAAAUUACAAAAAUGGAACAGGAUGAUUAAACGUUCAAGAGCAGGAGAAAAGUAAUCUGUGAAGCGUUUUGUUGUGACUGUUCAGCCAGGGGGAGGUUUGGGAAGUGGGGGGGGAGCGCUUCAUGGAAGCAGGGGACAGCAGGUACAGCCCUCAGUCAGCCCAGCUUUCUAGUCCUAGCCCCAGUGCUCAUUCUUUCAGGGUAGCUCAAACAGCGGGAGCCUCUGCCACAAUUCUGCUACCACACACUUCCUCUGCAGCCGAGUCACUGAGCUUCAUAGGAAGUGUGCGUUAGUACAUCGUUAGCACUCUUGAUGUCAGACUUUCUGAAGGUCUGAAAUACUAGAGGGAAAAUCUCAGAAUGGUUCUAUGCCUAAAACGAUUUGGGUUCUCAAAGAAAAAUAAGGAUGCUGAAUUUAAUCAGUGAUUCUUUUUAAACUAUUGAACAUCAUGAACAAGAUAUUAAAUUGUACCUAAGGAUUUGUAUUUCUUUGUCUUGUUCUAAAUCAUAUCUGUUUAAUAAAUGACUAGUUAAUAUUUGUGCAUGUUAUUUAAUAAAGAGUUAUAUUUUUAUAGAAAAAAUAAGAGUGAAAUGUGUGCUAAGUGUUUUUUACAUAAUGUUCCACUCCUGUAUAAUUAAGUGAAACAGUGUUUACUUGGGCCUCCAGCAAGAUUGCAGAAAUACUCAUCUUGUGAAAACAAUCCCAUUCCAAUCAACUGAGUAAGGAGAGGUCUCACAAAUGCAUUGUAAGUAGGAGGCACGCUGCACAACCCCCAAAGCCCAUGCACCUCAUUUGAGUGACACAUGGCAUCUAGUGGUCCAAGAAACCCAGUGAAACCGUUUCCUUUUUCAGAAGGUUAGCAACGUCGUAAACUCUACCUCUACUGGUCUUACGUGCGACUCCCAAGACUUUACACAAAGGCUAUUGACUAGUUAAGGGAAACAUUUCACCACUAAAGAGAAACACAAACUGUUUUUUCACCAGGCAGACAAUUCAUGCCAGCAUUUGGGAGACUGAGUCAAAGCCUCAUUGAUUGAACUGUUAUGAGACCGUCUCAAAACAAUAAAGUCAGUAAAUGUUCCAGACACUUAAAGGAGGAAGGCAAAAAAUAAUAAUCUUAGGAGAUGUAUGUGAGGUUUAAUGGUUAAAAUUCCAUUUUGUUUGUUUUUGUUUUGUUUUUGAGAUAGGGUCUCAAUAUGUAGCCUUGGCGACCUGGUACUUGCUAUGUAGACCAUGCUAACCUCAAACACAGAGAUCCACUUUCCCUCUGCCUCCCAAGUGCCAGGAUUGAAGGUGUGCACCACCAUGCCCAGCUAAAGUUUCUUGUAACCCAUUAUCUUGGUGGCUUCUUUGAAGUCUUGUGUGUGCUUAAGAGGGAGUUUAAGACCCCACAGAAAUAGUCCUAGAAGCUGCUUAUGAAAACUAGGGUUCAUCAGAGAAACUGGGCAACAUAAAGUAAACAAUCCCAUUAACUCAAACUGCUCUAACUACAGAAUUUCAAGUAUUGGCACAAAAGUAGCCACUACAUCUGGAAGGUCAGCCAGUUUCUCCCGUGAGUAAAAGUACACAGUAUCCACAGUAAUACAGGUUCGAUCCUGGUGCAUACCUCUGCCAGAGCAAAGUCUGCUCACACUGGGGCCAGUGUUAGUACAUGCAAACCUAAGAAAGCACAUUGGUCGUGUUUUUUAAAAAAUACAUUUUUUAAAAAGUGGUUACUCUAUCCACAUCUUCAACUAGUACCAGACAAAAAGCCUUUAUGUAGCUAACUUCUCCCUGGAUUUUUAGAGUGAUGUUACACACCUAGGAUAGGUUCACAGAUUGAUAGUCACUAUUUGUCACCCACAUUCAGCUUUACAUUUGUCAGUAGUUUUUUUUAAUGCGUAUGAGUUAGAUCUAAUUUUUUAAACAACCCAGACCUAAGUAAGCAGUCUGAUAGCUCCUUGUUACAAGUACCCAAAUGAACACAGAAAGUCUUCAUCACCCCAGAAAGCCCCCAUCCUCUCAGUCCAUGCUGUGUCCCCCAGAGGCAGGCAGUGGGCUGUUAGCCUUCACUCUGUGUUAGUCCUACCUAGUCCCAAACUUUGUGGAAGUGAGCUCAUGUGACAUAUACCUUGUGUCUGCCCUCCUUCUUAAGCAGAUUUUGGAAUUCAUAUGUGUUUCGUAUAUCAGUAACAAGUAAUUUUUAACAAAUAGUGUGAUUGUACAAAUGUGUUCUCUUUGUUCUUAGUGUUUGGAUUGUUUACAGUUGGGAUAUUGUGAAUAAACAUACAGACAUGGAAACCUUAA
Mesocricetus auratus (golden hamster) is the source of this 10925-nucleotide messenger RNA. It is a transcript of the gene Ankrd12, whose product is annotated as ankyrin repeat domain 12. Lineage: Eukaryota; Metazoa; Chordata; Mammalia; Rodentia; Cricetidae. The record is from RefSeq and is a predicted model, not a curated record. The transcript has 13 exons. The coding region runs from base 566 to 6688 and encodes 2040 amino acids. Gene Ontology annotation, cellular component: nucleoplasm. Gene Ontology annotation, molecular function: protein binding.